Messenger RNA from Saccharomyces eubayanus, 2139 nucleotides. It is a transcript of the gene SPP382, whose product is annotated as mRNA splicing protein SPP382. The transcript has a single exon. Gene Ontology annotation, cellular component: U2-type post-mRNA release spliceosomal complex. Lineage: Eukaryota; Fungi; Ascomycota; Saccharomycetes; Saccharomycetales; Saccharomycetaceae. The record is from RefSeq and is a predicted model, not a curated record. Gene Ontology annotation, molecular function: nucleic acid binding. Gene Ontology annotation, biological process: spliceosomal complex disassembly. Bases 1 to 2139 code for a protein of 712 amino acids.
AUGGCAGAUUCGGAGUCCGAUAGUGGUAAGGAUUUCUUAUUUAAAAGAAGAAGGAUUGAUCCCUAUAAUUUCAGCGAUGAAGAGGAGAAAAAUGAUGAAUCAAGCGCAAGUAAUACCAUGGAAUAUGAAAACGGUACCUUCAAUAUGAGUAAUAAAAGCAAUCCGGUGGACUCAAAACUAUCAAAGAGAUAUGGUAUCGGUGCCAAGUUACUAUCGAAAAUGGGAUAUGUUUCCGGAAAAGGGCUUGGUAAGGAUGGUUCUGGUAUAGCGACGCCGAUCGAGACUCAAAGCCGACCAAUGCAUAAUGCUGGCCUAGGAAUGUUUUCAGAAACUGUUGCCAGCAACUAUCGUAGCGAAGAUGAGGAGCAAUUAAGUUCCGGAGAUGAGAUGGCAGAAGGCGUAAAGCAAGUAAAAUUCAAUAAGACUUCGACCGAGAUUUUAGGUGAGCCACCGUUUCAUGAUUCUGUCGAUAUAACUAUAGUACGAACACUAAGAGAGCUGAAAAUAGCUGGGGUACAAUUACCCGAGAAGAUAACAAAGGAAUUGAACCCUAUAAGUGAAAUACCGAAAUCGAAAAAGGAUGUAUUUUUGAAGACAUUACAAGAACUACUGAAUAUAGAAAAAAGUUUGGAAACUAUUUAUGAUCGUACCUCUCCUUUGGAACUACAAAUUAAAGAAUUAGAUGAGCAAAUGGCGCUCCUCUCUGAUUUAGAAAUCACUUUGAAGGAUGAGAGUAGACACAAUACACUCUUUGACAAAUUUAGUGCAGUAUUAAAAAUGUCCGACGACGAUCUUAUAGACAGAUUAGCUUCUAAUCUAUUGAGCAAAGAACUGCUCAUAGAGUUGGACUGGGAUCCUCUAGAAAACCCAAACAGUAAACUCGACGAACUAACUUUGAUUAUAGAAUUGCUAACAUAUAGAAUGGAUACGGCGUCGAAGUUUUUAAACAGGACACAAACUGCUAUAUUUAAAAUAAUAUAUCCCAAACUUGAGAAAUUUUGGAAAGAAUUUGAUUUAACAAAAUCAAAAAUCGAUAAUACAAUUACAUUGUUACUGGAUUUUGAGCAGGUAUUGACUUUUAUUGAAUGUAAGAAACACAUUAUGGAGCAGUACAUUUAUCCGAAACUGUUAUUUUCGCUGGACAAUUGGGAACUUCAAGAUGAAGAAGGGCUUGUUUCACCAAGAAUCUGGGUUUUAGACUUUAUCGUUCUGAUUGAUGAUAGGACGAGGGAAGUAAUUGUAACAAAGAUCGAAGCCAAGUUUUUUUCUUACUGCCAAAAUUGGUACCAUAGGGAAUCAUUUUGUAUAUCCAGUUCUGAUAUAAUAUUUAUUAGGGAGCUUCUGGGCGAAUCGAAAUAUUAUCAAAUUCUAAACAAGGAACUUCUUCCCAAAUUUCUAGAUGAAUUAUGGGAAAGACAUAACGAUCCUAUAUUUGAAUUAGAAGAUUGGAAAGUAGAAGAUGAUGUUAAUCGUGAAGAAAAAGAAUCAGGCUUCUUUUAUUUUGUAAGGAAAUUGAGAAACUAUGCAUAUUAUUUUCAUCCUAAGCAAUAUGAACUGCUGAUACGAGGAACGUUCAAUAGUAUAAACAAACUUCUUUAUCAAUGGCAUAUCUAUUGUUCGGUAGAAGACUUACACAGGUCCAAAUGGUGGCUUAAUUGGCUAAUCAACGUGAUGUUUAAAGACCGUUUACCGACAGAAGUAGAGCUGUUAGAGAUUAGAAAGAGUUAUGAAAUAUUAGUCAUGUCUGACAGCUUUCAUGUUAAUAGAUCUACCCUAAAUGAAGAUUUUGAUCUAAGAAAAAGUUUGCGAAACGUGACGGAAAUGCAAGCAAUUGGCGAUGAUAGUAAAAUUGAACACGAACCUACUUAUACUAUACAGAACAUUCCGCUUACAAAAGUCUCUAGUUCAUUCAAGGACGUAGUGGAAGACUAUUGCCUGGAAAAAGGUUAUCUGAUUAGUAAACUAUCAAACAGGUAUACUCAAUUGCCAUAUGGCCGGGAUCAAGAUAGUGUGGUCCCUUUGUUUGAAAUUCGAAGCGGAAAGAGAACGGUAGCUGUGGCAAUAAAGGAUGACGUUCUUUGGUUAGAAGAUUCCGACGGAACGUUUACGCCAACUUAUUUAUGGGAGCUAAGUAUAUAA